Eremothecium cymbalariae DBVPG#7215 is the source of this 621-nucleotide messenger RNA. RefSeq names its product Ecm13p (gene ECM13). The transcript has a single exon. The record is from RefSeq and is a predicted model, not a curated record. Lineage: Eukaryota; Fungi; Ascomycota; Saccharomycetes; Saccharomycetales; Saccharomycetaceae. Bases 1 to 621 code for a protein of 206 amino acids.
AUGAAACAGCUAACACCAUCAGAACAGUAUAUUUUAGCCAAUAAGGCCAGAAGCAAGUUGUUAUUUGCGGCACAAUGCAAAGGACGGGAUUAUGAUUUGAGAGUACUUGUAGGCCACGCUAACCUGUUGGAUCGUGUUACAGAGGCUCUCGGCAACAGGAAGAUCUUCGUUUCAGCAGCUCACUCAACCGACGACACACAGGCCUAUGAGGUGGAACAUUGUGAAAAGGAUUCCGGAUUUGAUUCGGAUUCGGAUUCGGAAUUUGGUUCCUCAAGUGAAUCUGACUCUGAGUCUGAUGCUGAAUCAGAGUUUAGGAAUGGCGAAUUUCACAAGCAGCAAGGAGAUAAUGCCGAAUGCGCUGACACUGACUACCUAUAUUACUAUGCAUGCUCAUCGGAAGAGGAGGAAGAAGAAAACAGUACAAACACAGCACCCUACCAUUACAUCUACCAAUCUUACAACGACACCCUGAAACUCUCCCAGUUAAACUUAUCUGAGCCACAGCACGUUCUAGAAGAUGCAAAUAGCAUUACACGGGUCUCAAGCACGGAGAUAGACGAAGAUGAUGAUCGGUUCUCCGAAGAUGAAGGCCUAUUUUCCCUGCGCCCUAUCUACGUAUAA